GAUAUUUUUGGGGUUAGGAUUGAACCGCCAAUUUCGCUGUCACCCUCGGCCGUCCCUAAUCGCCCCCAGGAGACGACUCUGCACCCGUUAAAUAAUUUAUUCACGCUCUCACCUUGGAAUCGUAGAGGACUUUAGCCUUGGUAGGAUCCGGCUCGUAACACAGGACUUUUUCACCAUCGCUGAAUUUAAAUCUCUGCCCCCGCGUCGUCGCCAUCUUCUCUUGCAGACACGAGAGGAUUUCGGAGCAGUCGGAGUCCGCUCACUGCCGAGAGUUAUUUUGCUGAUUGAUUGCGAUCGUAAUGGCGUUGUUCACUAAAUUAAUCAACAAUUUCAGUCGAAGUCUUGUCCUGUCACACCCCCAGAGGACUUUCAGUGUCAGUCAUGUCUCGAGGAUUAAAGAGUUCAUCGAGAAGAAGGAGGGAAAGACAUUGAUCAUCGAGGCAAAAAUAGUCGAAGACCCGAAGGAGAAGAAUCUGCUGCAGCCUGCGAGUAACGGAGCGUGCCUGCUCUGUUCAGCAGGAGUUUACGUGAAACACACCGAUGUCUUGAUCCUGAGCCAAUUCCUUCGGUCAGACGGUCGCCUAAUGCCCAGGAGGGUCACCGGCCUGUGCAGAACUCAGCAGAAACGACUGAACAAACUCGUGGCAAUGUCGCAGAAGGCCGGCCUCAUGCCCAACCUCAAUCCUCCUAAUAGUAAUAGAGAUCCCAAAAAGAGACAGGGAUUCAAAGCCUUCAAUGUCUACUAUGAUGAGACCACUAUCGAAGCUAAAUUCCACAACGUUGCUUGGAGAUGAGGUGUUUGUGGUGGGAUUAAUGAAGUUAAUGUAAAUAAAUGAUGCGUUGAUUAAAGAUAAUUAAUGAUAUAAUCACAA
This is a messenger RNA of Diachasma alloeum, 872 nucleotides long. RefSeq names its product 28S ribosomal protein S18a, mitochondrial (gene mRpS18A). Gene Ontology annotation, cellular component: mitochondrial small ribosomal subunit; ribosome. Gene Ontology annotation, molecular function: small ribosomal subunit rRNA binding; structural constituent of ribosome. Bases 300 to 794 code for a protein of 164 amino acids. Lineage: Eukaryota; Metazoa; Arthropoda; Insecta; Hymenoptera; Braconidae. Gene Ontology annotation, biological process: mitochondrial translation. The record is from RefSeq and is a predicted model, not a curated record. The transcript has 3 exons.